Molecule: messenger RNA, 6481 nt
Organism: Eleginops maclovinus (Patagonian blennie)
Lineage: Eukaryota; Metazoa; Chordata; Actinopteri; Perciformes; Eleginopidae
Gene: ltk
Product: leukocyte receptor tyrosine kinase
Exons: 29
Coding region: 113-4663 (1516 amino acids)
Biological process (GO): positive regulation of kinase activity; protein phosphorylation; regulation of neuron differentiation
Cellular component (GO): plasma membrane; signaling receptor complex
Molecular function (GO): protein binding; transmembrane receptor protein tyrosine kinase activity; ATP binding
Source: RefSeq, a predicted model, not a curated record
ACUACACUGUCCGGAGGAGCGUGUUGGAGCCUGUUUGUGAACGUAUUCAUGAGGACGUAAAGGGGCCAAAAACUACACAGAAUCUCUGUGGACCUUUGAAAAAACGAGAGCCAUGGAUUUUAUUAAAAACUACAAUAGUCAUCUCUCCAUCGUCAUUUUGAUAAUCACCAGUUCCUGCCACGCUCUCUUGGACAGAUUUCUGGAGGAGAACAUCCCAGAUCAGCUGUUUUCUCUUCAUCUGGACUCAGAAGAUGACGGCCCAAUCAGCUCCUGUGAUUUCGAGUCAUCGUGCCAGUGGACGUUAUCAAAUCACAGCGACCGGAGUGACUGGUCGGUGGUGUCGCCACAGCAACCAGAAAGCUCUCAGACGGGGCUGAUGCCUGUGACCGACCACUCAGUGGGAAGGUCCGACGGGCACUUCCUGCUCCUAAGCUCCUUCCCUGCUGCCGUGGCCUCUGGGAGAUGUGAGUACAGUCUAACCAGCCCUGUGUUGCCAAGAAACGACAGGCGCUGCAUCUUGCAAGUGGCGCUGUAUGAGUCCGGUCCAGCAGUGGGGAACCUCACGGUCCUGAUCAAACCCAUCUACUCUGACUCAGAGGUUCACUCGGUGCUUCUCAACCAAAGGAGACGGGAUGAACGCAGGGCUGAGUGGGAGGUGCUGGAGACUGUGAUUGGUCAGGUGGACGAGCCCUUUCAGGUCAUCCUUCUCUACACUUCCUGUUUGGGGGAAGAUGGAGGGACUGUGGCUCUGGACUCUCUGGAGCUCGUUGACUGUGAAUCAGGACACCAGUUACUCGGGCUGGAUGCAGAUUGUGAAGAAACUUUCCACUGUGUAAACUCAGGAGGCUGCAUCGACCAGAGCCAAGUCUGCAACUUUCACACCGACUGUCCUUUAGGAGAAGACGAGGGCUUCAUCUGUGGUGCUCUUCCAUUUGGCUCUCACUGUUCCUUUGAACAGGAUGCAUGCGGUUGGUCUGUUUCCAAACAGCACUCGGGCUGGAGAAGGGUGGAAGGAGAAGAUCUUCUGGAGAAAAAAGACAUGCAGGGCGUUGCUCUGCAGAGCACACCAGGGCACUUCCUGUUUUUGCAGGUAAGAGAGAGUAACUCCCUACGAGAAGCGUCCAUUCAGAGCAUUUAUUUCCCUCCGCCAGUCUCCACCUCUGCCUGCCAGAUGCGUUUCUCUCUCUACUUGUACGGGGACUUUAAUGGUUCUUUGCUGGUUGCUAUAGAGGAGAAUGGGACCAACACCGCACCACUGGUGUGGGAGAGAAGCGAUCAGUGGACAGACGACUGGGAAGAUGUUGCCCUGCAGCUGACCGGCCUCCAUCAUGAGUUCCACAUUAAGGUGACAGCUGUGUGGGGAAAAGGCUCUAACGCUGACGUCGCUCUCGAUGACAUUGCCCUUGGAGCAGCCUGCUUUGAAACAGAUUUGAACUCCCUGCUGCCCAUGGCAGACUUGGAGGAUUUCUUAAGCCCUCUUCCGGAGCCUUCAGCCUCAGAGGUUUCAUGGAUGACAUGGUUUUUUAACUCAUGCGGUGCCAGUGGCCCCUACGGUCCGACCCAGGCCCAGUGUGACAGCACCUACAGGAACAAGAAUGUCAGUGUGACUGUGGGGAAGGAAGACCCUUUAAAAGGAGUCCAGAUGUGGAGGGUGCCAGCUACAAACAGAUACAUGAUCUCUGCUUAUGGGGCUGCAGGAGGGAAAGGAGCAAAAAACCACAACAAACGCAACCAUGGGGUCUUCAUAUCGGCCAUAUUUCCUCUGGAGAAAGGAGCUGUUCUUUACAUCUUGGUGGGCCACCAGGGAGAGGAUGCAUGCCCCGGGAGAAAUCCCCACACCCAGAGGAUCUGCCUGGGAGAGUCUUCAGUGAUUGAAGACAACGUCGGUGGAGAGGCUGGAACGGAAUGGGCUGGAGGAGGAGGCGGAGGAGGAGGGGCCACCUAUAUUUUUAAGAUGGAGGGUGGGGUGUUGGUCCCCUUGCUGAUUGCAGCUGGCGGGGGAGGAAAUGCCUACAUGGAGGAUCCAGAGUCGACUCUGGACCAUAUACCAUUGGAGCAGUAUGAAAACAGCACCACAGCUCCCGGUGCCAACGGUAAAACUGGUGCCGCAGGUGGAGGUGGCGGCUGGAAAGACAGUCCCAGUCCUCACCUGAGGGCGGGGAAUUCUCUUGUAGAGGGAGCGGAGGGGGGCUCCUCGUGUCCCAUCGCCACUUCCAAGCUCCACUGGUCCACCUAUGGGGGAUUUGGAGGUGGAGGCGGGGCCUGCACAGCUGGAGGAGGGGGAGGAGGUUACAGAGGUGGUGACGCUGCGCUGAAAGAUGAGAUCACAGCCGACGGUCAGAAUGGGAUCUCAUUCAUUCAUCCGAUGGGAGAGAUUUUCCUCCAGCCUCUGGCAGCCAUGGAGAGUCACGGCGAGUGUGAGAUCAAGGUGCAGCUAAACUGCAGCCACUGUCAAACGCAGAGCUGCAAACGCGACGAAGACACUCACCUCAUCCUCUGUCUCUGCGACGACGACGAUGAAGUCCUGGCCAGCGACAACGUCACAUGUGUCGGCACCUUAGCAGCUCCUCAAGGUACGCCUCUGCAGGGCCCGAUGUCGACAUCUUUGAUCCUAGCGGUCGUGGUCUCCACCAUCGCGAGCGGCAUCGCGCUGAUCUGCACCGGCGUCAUUCUCAUGUGGUACCGCAGGAAGAACGACCUGCACGCAGUGAGGGGGCGUCUGCAGAGUCCAGAGUACAAGCUGAGCAAGAUCCGCUCCUCCACCAUCAUGACGGACUACAACCCCAACUACUGCUUUGCAGGGAAGGCCGCCUCACUCAAUGAACUGAAGGAAGUACCGCGCAAGAACAUAACACUCCUCAGGGCUCUCGGCCACGGUGCAUUUGGGGAAGUCUAUGAAGGACAAGUCCUAGGGAUUAGUGGCGAUAACGGCCCCAUGCAGGUGGCCAUAAAGACUCUCCCAGAAAUCUGCUCUGAACAGGAUGAAAUGGAUUUCCUGAUGGAGGCUCUGAUUAUGAGCAAGUUCAGCCAUGACAACAUUGUGCGCUGCAUCGGUGUCAGUCUGAACAUCCUGCCACGCUUCAUCCUGCUGGAGCUGAUGACCGGAGGAGACAUGAAGAGCUUCCUGAGACAGAACAGGCCACGAGCUGGCCAGACUUCUUAUCUCACCAUGCGGGAGCUGCUGCAGAUGGCCCGAGACAUCGCCUUCGGCUGUCGCUACCUGGAGGAGAAUCACUUCAUACACAGAGACAUUGCUGCGAGAAAUUGCCUGCUUACCUGCCCUGGACCAGACCGAGUGGCUAAAAUCGGAGACUUUGGCAUGGCACGAGACAUAUACAGAGCCAGCUAUUACAGGAAAGGUGGUCGUGCAAUGCUGCCGGUUAAAUGGAUGCCACCGGAGGCCUUCAUGGAGGGAAUCUUCACCUGCAAGACUGAUACAUGGUCAUUUGGAGUGCUGCUGUGGGAGAUCCUCUCUCUGGGUUACAUGCCCUAUCCCUGUAAGACCAACCAGGAGGUGCUGGAGUUUGUCACCAGCGGAGGCCGGAUGGAUCCUCCCAAGAGCUGCCCGGGGCCUGUCUAUCGGGUCAUGACCCAGUGUUGGCAGCACUGCCCCGAGCACCGGCCCAACUUCUCCACCAUCCUGGAGAGAAUUAACUACUGCUCUCAGGACCCAGAUGUGAUCAACACCCCCCUACCAGUGGAAUACUCCCCUACAUCAGAGGACGACAGCAGCACAAUAAUCCGUCCCUCUGACCACAUCUCCUCCAGCCUCACUCCCCUCCUGGUGUCCCAUCCUGUAUCCCAGGCUCCCUCUCCCCAGCUGAGUCUUUCCUCUCUGGGCCUGGGUGCAGCCCCUCUUCCACCACAGCCUACCAAACCCCGUCUGCUCCUCCAGAGAACCCAGCCAGUCCACCAUGAAGUGACGUCCUGCCGUGAGGCUCUGGAGCCAUCCUGGGCCGAGCCUGUACCUGCCCUUGGUUUGUCGGCAGGAGGCCACUGGCUCCACCCCGAGCCUCCUCACCACUUACCUUGCUCCAGAAACAGCUCGUCCUCAGGGAGCCAGAGGCUGAAGAACAAGACGAAGAACCUGUGGAACCCCACAUAUGGAUCCUGGGUGCUGGAAAACUUCCGUGCGAAGAAAACACUUGCUCACACUCAGUCAAUGCCACUCUCCAGCUCCGCUUCCGCCAACUCUCAGGCCUUGGAGAGCAACGAGGCUGCGUGUGACCUCAGUCCUUCCUCAACACCGUCCCCGUCCUGCCAGGCUCAAGCGACUCCGAGCACAUCCUCCCAUAAGACCCCAACUGGUGGCACCACCAAAGCUAGGAUGGAUCUAGCUAAGCUUCAAAGUUUCCCCUGUGGCAACGUCAACUAUGCCUACGAUGAGCAAAGCUACGAGGCGGAGAGCUUACCCCUGGUGAAGCUCAAAGCCCCAGAAGCCAUCACAAACACCAGCUCUGCCCCCAGUGUCUCCUCAGGGACGAGCCUGGCCCUGGCGUUGGGCCUCCCCUCCUCCUCAUCCUGCAUGCCUAAGCUGCUGCUGAAGCGCCACGCCAGCUACGGACAUGAGGACGUGAGGAGACACACCAAGGCUGAGAAACCAACACGUGAUCGAGACUCAGGCUUCUCUUUGUCUGAAGACCUCAGCGUCACCCCUAUCUAAAAAAACGCGUUCUGUUACAGGGAUUUAGAUUGAUACAAAAAUGAGAUGUCCCCCCAAGCGCAUUUUCUCACCAGCUGAGACUACAGUUUUGGGUUUCUGGAACAAAAAAGCAUGACCACGAGGGAUCUGUCACAGUCCGAGAGCCACAACAUCGAAUUAUUAGAGCUCUGGGAAUGCUGGAAAACAUAAAUAUGCCUCUGUGACACAGAGAGCCAACGCUGGACUCAGAGCACCUUCCUGGGCCUCUGGUAGCUGAAACACUGGACAACAAGCAGCCCUGCGCUUUUUCUUGUCCACAUUAAAUGCUGUAGUUGGACUCCUUUUCUACCUUUUUAUGUUUCAGUUUUAUCAUGAGAGCUUUUGCAGUAGUAAAUGUUGCAUUAUUGUAAACCAUUUGUUUGAAUUUGUAGUAAUCAUUGUACAGUAGGACCGUAACCGCCAAAAAUAUUGAGCCAUUGGGAAGAGAAUUGCCGAACAUGUGUUUUUGUUUGAGAAUCUUUCAUUCCAAAAGUUUCUUAUUCAGAAAAGGCUCUAAUUACUAUAACAGUUUCAUUAUUAGUUAGUUGUAUGCAUAAAUUGUAUGCAUACUUCGAUACAAUGUGGUACACUUCUGUGUUUCUGAUUUUCUUCACUCCUACACAAUGUGAAAACACAUACUUCAAGCAUAUUGCAAUAACACGUCACUGCUGUUUUCUCUCAACACAAGGUUUACUUACUAGGCGUUUCCACAGCAGAAGGGAGUAUGCCGAGUGUCCCAUGGAGGUGAUUUAGGUAAAGAAACUUCACAUUUAAGAUAAGAAUCUAAAAAUGUCAAUGCUUCCGACCCAGACAUCAUGCACUUAAACUACUUAACAUUUGGGAUAGUGUUCGGAUUAAACCAUCAAGAUAUCAUGUUUUAUUGGUGAGCUUUAGAGAAGCGAGCAGAUAUUUCACAGGUGGCUGUUUUCCAGUUCCCUAGUAUUUACGCUAAGCUUACCAUAGCUGUAACUAGAAGCUGCUGUGAACUGGUUUCUAUUCUCUCAUCCUACUCUUUAGCAAGAAAGCGAAACAGCAUAUUUUCCGUAAAACAAAUCGCCUUACAGUUUUAAAAUAGUUUGUGUUGAAUGGUGACUUGCUUCCUGUAUAUUCUAUGAUGAAGUGGAGCUUUCACUGAGAAAUGUAUUUUUUAUUGUCUCUUUCCCCAUGUCCACAUAUUUACUUGGACCGCAGGUCUCAUAAAUGUAUAAGCGUGUAGAAUGUGAUGACCAUGCAGCUGUGGAGAUAUUUUUGUACUCACUUCGUACACUGGACUAACCCAUUUGCAUUUGUAGCUGUGUUUUUAUUUUUCUUCACUUAUGUUAAUGAUGGAUCUGUAUUUGUAGUUGAUCACUGCCAUUAAACACUGCUACACUGCAUCUGCUGAUGUAGUGCUGGUAGUACCUAUGUUUACUCAGCAGGGGGAGGUAUACUUGCUGCUGUGGGUAUGUCAGUUCAUACUAUUAUUCAAAGAUUACUCAGUAUUUAUGUUUCCAGUUAUUCUUAUUUAAUCGAUUGUGUUGAUACGUGUUUUUAUUUUGAGGCUUGACAUUUAUUUUUUAGUAUUUUGAUUGAAUGGUUACAUUACAAGGGUGUUUAAGGCGUACUGUAUGUGUUUAUGCUCAGGCCUACUGAUUAGUGAGAAAUAUUCUCGUUGCUCUUUAUUCCACUUAUAUUAGAAAAGGCGACUCACCAGAAGACUUGCCAUGUUUUUCUAAAGAAUCAUUUUCAACACGAUUGAACACCAUUUCGAAAUAGUGAUUUAUAUGUGAUUUAUUUUACAGAUAAAGACAAAUCCAUCUG